Messenger RNA from Penaeus chinensis, 1623 nucleotides. RefSeq lists its product as uncharacterized. Gene Ontology annotation, cellular component: SCF ubiquitin ligase complex. The transcript is spliced from 7 exons. Gene Ontology annotation, molecular function: protein binding. The record is from RefSeq and is a predicted model, not a curated record. Gene Ontology annotation, biological process: proteasome-mediated ubiquitin-dependent protein catabolic process. The coding region runs from base 53 to 1123 and encodes 356 amino acids. Lineage: Eukaryota; Metazoa; Arthropoda; Malacostraca; Decapoda; Penaeidae.
UCCUGGUCUGACAGCCCAGAGUCGUGAACUGCACUACCGAGAACUGCGUGUGAUGGAGGAGGAGCUGGCAUGGAAGUGGGACCCAUCACCAGCACAUGAUUAUCGCAAUUAUAUCCGCAUUGAUAGUUUCCAAGAGAUUCUUGCUUUUGGGGGAAGAAAUGACCAGGAUACAAUGGUGGUUGUGCAGGGCAGCAAGCCUUUGGCACAAAAUAUGUAUCACACCUGGACAGUCUUAAUUCAAAACAUAUGGAACGCUGAAGUGAUGAUUGGUAUUGCAACAGAAGAUGCCGAUUUUACCGAAAAAUGGAAUCCAAAAUGCCGACUUGGGAUGGAUAAAGAAUCGUGGGCUCUAUCUUGUGGAGGAUCUAUGUGUCAUAACAGCAUAGCAGUGAUCCAUGAAGACUUCCAGUUCUUUCCAAAAGAUUUCGUAACUGUUCAUCUCAAUCUGAUAAAAGGAACUCUUAUGUUUGCAAUUAACAACAAGAUUAUUGGUUUCCAGUAUUCAGAACUACCUCGCAAUACUAAUAUAUAUCCAGUUGUGGGUGUUGCCCGGCGAUGUGAGUUACGCCUGGUGUCAGCAUAUUCCUCUCAACCAUCUUUGCAACUAAUGGCACUCUUGGUGUACAUGAUAUCUAAAUGUAAGACUAGAGGUUCGCGGCAGGGUUGCAAGGUCCCAAAAAUGCCACAAGGAGCAUCUAUGCAAUGGCUGGGGACUGUCUCACUGGAAAGAUCCCGUCUUCCCCCUGGAAUGCUGAAAGAGUACAAGAUUCGUUACCCAUGGUUCACUGAGGAACAUUACAUAAAGCCUCGAACUCGUCUUGCAAAUCAUCAGCGACGCUUGCGGCAUAAAUCCCUCAUUCCCAAAGUGGUUCGACUUGCUGAUCCAUUUGAAGCUCCAAAACCAAUAACUUUUGUGCCUGCCCUGGAUAGAUCACCCAAACGCAUCAUCAGAAGUCGUAAAUGUCAUUGUGGGUUAAGUAAUAACAAAAAAAUAUGUUGCCAUGAGAGAGUCUUGAAAUUCUUCAGAAAGCGAGAGAUAUCUUAUCUGAGUAGUAGUGAUGAUGAAAUGUUUCCUCAUAUCUCAAAGAAAAGAAAAAAAUGCAAGAAGAGAAGUAAUACUUGACAUAGGGAGAAUACUUGUCACUUAACUCACUGUUUCUAUAGAUUUGUUAUAUGCUGCAGUUAAGAACUGUUUUUAUUUUAUGAGGAAAUAAAGUUUAUCUAGGAAAACAAGUUUUUAAACAAUAAAGCACAUCAGAAAUUUAGAAGGAGAAUUUUACCAAUACCAAUAAAAAAAAAAAAAAAAAAAAAAUCUGAGAAAGACAUUUUAAAAAAAUCUAGUUAUCCAAAAUGUUUGUUGCAUACCUUAAUGAAAUGAAUGUAUUGAUCUUCUCUUUCUCAUUUACUUUCUUUUUCUAUUAUUAUUAUUAUUAUUUUAUAUUAUUUCCAUUAUUAUUGAGUUUUCUUUGCUUCAUCCCUUCUUCACCAUUAGUGCCGGAUUAUCAUUAUCGUCAUCGUCAUCGUCAUCGACAUCGACAUCGACAUCGACAUCGUCAUCGUCAUCGUCAUCGUCAUCGUCAUCGUCAUCGUCAUCGUCAUCGUCAUCGUCAUCGUCAUCGUCAU